CACGAGAGCAGUAGGGGGAUUUCCAGCUCUGGCCCCCCACUUCCCGAAGCUGCCGUUGUUUUGCUUUCGGUCUGAAUGCAGAAACAGAAAUAAACGACGACCACACUUUCCCUUUUCCACUUAAAACCUCGAGCGUGGUAACCUGCCCAUCUUGGGCCGCUCUUGUUAUUCCGACAGCGGGACUGCGGAGCCAGAGGCCGUCCAAACCUAACAGAUCAUAAUGCCAGUUGAGAGGAUGAGGAUGAGGCCCUGGUUGGAGGAGCAGAUUGAAUCCUGUCAGAUUCCAGGACUGAAAUGGGUUAACAAAGAGAAGAGAAUCUUCCAGAUCCCUUGGAUGCACGCUGCUCGUCAUGGCUGGGACUUGGAGAAGGAUGCUCCCCUCUUCAUGAGAUGGGCCAUCCACACUGGUAAAUACCAGCCGGGUGUUGACCGUCCAGAUCCAAAGACAUGGAAGGCUAAUUUUCGCUGUGCCAUGAACAGCCUGCCAGAUAUCGAGGAGGUAAAGGAUAAAAGCAUCAAAAAGGGAACUAAUGCCUUUCGAGUUUAUAAGAUGCUCUCCUCCUCAGAGAGAAAUGCCAAGAAAGGAAAGAAGAAAGCAGACAAGGAAGGGAAAUCCAAAGGAAAUAAAGAGGUUGCUUCUCCAUCUCCUGGACCUGUUGACUAUACCAAACAGGGGACGAUCAAGCAGGAACAACUGGAGCUGAUAGUGUCAGACAGCGCGUCAGUGAUCCACAGUCCAGCUGAAGACCAUGUGAUCACCAGUGAACAGCUGCCGUUUGUCUGUCAGACAAUCGAAGUGACCACUGAGAACGAGGAGCAGACUGUUAGCUCCUCCCACCCGUACCCGCUGCAGAUCUCUCCUGUGUCUUCAUGCUGCGGCAGCGACACAGACAGUGACACAGAAGCCAUCAAAGAGGGUAUUGGUGCCGUCUGGAGGCGGGACUACAGCACAUCAGUUCUCAGGAUUCCCCCGUGUUCUCUUCCUGGCAUGGCGACCUUCGUCAGUCCAAGCAAGCCCAACUUCAGGGUGACGAGCACACGAGACCCCGCCCCGCUCAUCAGCUACCACACCGACGGCUGGACGCCGACCCACAACCAGAACUCUCUCGGAUCCAUGCCAGCCAGUCACACCCAUGAAAUGCGCGCAAGUGUCAUUAUGAAAACCUCUGAUGUCACUUCCUCUUGACCUGAGAUGCGGGAGUUGCAUCACUGCUUCCAGUCCAUAGGAAAGACAGAAAAUGUUUUUCUCCCUCAGAGCCAUGUGGGGCCUAAAAAGGGACACACCUCCAAAAAAAUUUGAUUUCUCCUAACGUCUGUCUGGGCCAGCAUUUCUCUCAGUUUUUCCUUUCAUUUGAGGAAGUCGCUUGACUUGGGCACAAAGCAAUGAGCACUUGAGCUCAUUUAUCUACUUCCUGCACGUCUUCGUGAUGUAAAUUGUCAACUUCCGUGUCCGGAGCGUUUGCAGGCCUAUGUGCAGUAUCAAAUUUAGGAGCAAGUGCACCAUACUAACUGCAAAACAUGUGGCUUGAAUUGAACCAUGUCCUCAGCUGUUGUUCCACUAUUUUCGAAUACAGCUGACCCCAUGUGUCACCGGUUGAUGGUUUUCUCCGCUGCUUUGUGGUAACGCUUGAGUAAAACACCAGUGGAGGAAUUUUGCCACUUUUACCUGUGAAGGGAAAAAUGUGCUUUUAUCUCUCAGGAGUUCUUCAUGAUUUUAUUGCUCAGUGUGUAUUUUAAAUUAAGUCAGUUUGAGACAGUCGAGCUGAAGUCUGAGCGCAGGAUGAAAUCCUGUCUGUAAAGCCUCAACAGCAACUGCUCAGCCUGCCAGUAGGGAGACAUGUGGCAGGGAGGGCCCAGGCUGGCUGGUUAGCAGUGACCUGACUUUCAACAUAUGAGCCUGCUAGUGAACCAGUUGUGGAAAAGAUGAUAAAAAAAAAAAAAGCUAAAAUAAGUUGACAAAUAUUACCUGGGCAGCACGCCCAAGUAUAGUCUUUAUGUUUGGAAAACCCUACACCCUCUCAUUCAUCAGCUGUGUUGUGAUUUUUAAGGACGGGCAAAGUUCAACAAUCCUUAUCAAACAUAGUGUGAGCUCAAGUGUUGCCACCAAAAAGCUCUACUGGGGACACAUGGUUGCAAACUGCACGCGUUCAUAAGUAAUGACUGGAAAAUUCAUCUGUUUUGGCAAAGCAGUUAGAAAAAGAAAGACAGGCCUGUUGUUUUAUCUGUGCAGGGAAUGACAAUCAUCAUGAGGCCCUGCAGGCUUGUGUCUCUGUGUGUGUGUGUGUCUGUAUGUUUGGAGACCUCAGGACAAAGUACUCACCAACACACACACACACACACACACACACACACACACACACACACACACACACACACACACACACACACACACACACACACACACACACACAAAGAUGAACUGACUGACAGACUGUGAACAUGUCUUCUCUCCUCUGCCCACUGGUAUUAAUAAUGUACAUAGCUGAUACUUCCGUAUGCCUGCACGCUGCUUCAGCACCUUACAGACAGUGUGUGUGUGUGAGUGUGUGUAAGUGUGUGUGUGUGUGUGUGUGAGAGAGAGAGUGGGGUGAGGAUAACUCUUAUUGAUUGCAUGUGCCUUUGAUAGCGUAGCUGGAUUCAAACUGUUUGUGUUUUAGCCUGCUGCUGACAUGUGCAGGUGGCACGUAGGAAUUUAGUGGUCUUGAGGCAGCUGACAGCGCUACAGGAAGCACAGAGGGAUGAAGCACAACAAAAGAUAUAAGUUCUCUGUGUUAGAAGAAAAGACAGAGGCACUGAAAAGAAGGCUUUCCUUCAUCUGACUUUCUGUAAGGGGACCCGUUAAGACACUUUUUUUUCUACUCUUGGCUUUCAUUGAAUGCCAUAGAAGUCAUAGGUGGAUUUCCCUGAUGUGCUUGUCUCAGGCCUCCCACUCACACGCUGAUCACAUCUUUCGUUUGCUGAUGCCAAUGAGGAGAAAGUUAGCAUAAAAGAGGGGAAAAAAGAGCCGAAACUGCGCGUUUCAGAACAUGAACUGAGGGGCUGCACCAAGGCCCAAUCUAAAGAAAAAUAUUUAUAUUUUAAACUCUGAAUCAUGCCAAGUUAUUAGUAGAAUCCAAGAAUAAAAUGAACUUCCAGUGAAUUUAAAGGAUAUGUAAGGUGUGUGUCUUAUAAUAACUAAGAUAGGGAAUUGUCAAUGAAUUACCUCCUCUACAUGUGUGUCUGCAGUAUUCCAGUCCUCGUUCCCAGCUAACGUAGGCGCGCAGGUGUUGCAACACAAGUACAUCCUGUUUUUCCAUGAUGCUCAGCACUGCUCUAUGUUAACAGUAGUUUGCAUAUCAAAUUUUCCACAUCUUAAGAUGAAAAAUGACUCUGAGCUCCUGGAAUGCAAAAAAAAAAAGCUCACAGAAGGAUUCCCAGCUGUUUAUUUUCAAGUCUUCUCGAGAAUCACUGGCCCCUCACUUCCAAACUGCGGGGAGCAUGUUUUCAGUAUGCUGAAAGAUGUGUUGGCAGCUAGCAGGCUAAAGCACAGCUCAGCAGAGCUCAAGUAGGAAAACAGUAGGGAAAGUAGGAGUCUGAGAAUUUUAACACUGGAUGCACACGACGAUCAUGGUGAAUUUAUUCAUGGUUCUCGCUGAAUCGGAGGGCUCUGGGCUCGCUUGAUAGCAAAUCUCUCAUGUGCCUUUAUUGCCAGAGCAGCACAAAUCCAAACAGUGACAGAUUGCCUCCGAUCUCUCUCUGUUGUUAAACUUGCUGAUAGUUCUCUCUGUAAGAGUCUUCAAUACAAUACAGCCUUUUAAUACUACUAAUCACACAUACCCCCCUCUGCAGCCAUAACAGCUACCCUUUUAUUUUGAACCUUGUUAUUUUUUUUUUUUCUUAACCCAUUUGUCCCGACACUCCCUAAGUGGAAUAAUGAGGCAUAGAGGUGAUGAUGUGAAUGUGCCAUAUUAACCGGACUGCUGUUUUGAUAGUGGUCUCCCAGUUCCUCAGUACUUCUGGUCUAACAUCUCUUCCCUGUUUUGCAUUGCCUUAAAAAAAAGCCUGACCAGGUCUAAGUACCCAAAGUGCACUUUUCUGUAGUGUUUCUUUCUGCAAAGUCGUUGCAAUGUCUUUACAACCAAAAAGCAGUGAGAGUUGAUGGCAUCUUAUCGUGUUUAGCUUAUCUUUUCAGUUUGUUUUUUUGUGCGUUUUUGUGAUUCAGAGCCACUGAUCACUUAAACCAGAGGUGUGUCUUACUCUUUUGCACUUAGCGCAUUACCAUAAAGGGCAACAGUCAGUUCAAAAGAAAGAAAGACAAAAAAAAAAAA
Messenger RNA from Archocentrus centrarchus (flier cichlid), 4307 nucleotides. It is a transcript of the gene irf2b, whose product is annotated as interferon regulatory factor 2b. Gene Ontology annotation, biological process: immune system process; regulation of transcription by RNA polymerase II. Gene Ontology annotation, cellular component: nucleus. NCBI's taxonomy places the organism in Eukaryota, Metazoa, Chordata, Actinopteri, Cichliformes, Cichlidae. The transcript is spliced from 9 exons. The record is from RefSeq and is a predicted model, not a curated record. Bases 221 to 1186 code for a protein of 321 amino acids. Gene Ontology annotation, molecular function: RNA polymerase II cis-regulatory region sequence-specific DNA binding; DNA-binding transcription factor activity, RNA polymerase II-specific.